Ciona intestinalis (vase tunicate) is the source of this 789-nucleotide messenger RNA. The record is from RefSeq and is a predicted model, not a curated record. NCBI's taxonomy places the organism in Eukaryota, Metazoa, Chordata, Ascidiacea, Phlebobranchia, Cionidae.
UUAACCAAAGUGCAUUUAAAACCAUGUAUUCCAUACAGAACUGGCGAUAGAUACCUAAAAGAGACCCCGCCACGUAAACUUGAGUUCCUUGGUCUCUAUAAUUGUGAGGGCUGUGAACUCAUGGAUAUUUAUUCAUUAGCUGAUACUAUUGUUGGAUACACUGGUGAAGUUCAACUUUUGGCUUCACUAACUUAUUACAUGAAUCGUGCUACUCCCCUCAUGUACAUUGUCGGGCAAGCACGGCAAUUACAAACUGUUCAUAAUUUGUCUUGCCCACAACGCCUUACAACUUUAUUGUUAAAAGUGCUGCAAUCACAUCGUAGAAACCGAACAAUUAUUGAAGAAGUUACAGCGAAUCUGUUUUAUCUUUCAAGCACCUAUUAUACAACGUGCUCUAAACAACAGAAAAAUGACAUCAUAACGGAGUUGAUAAUAUCAAUCGAAACAUGCCAGGACAUGAAAUACGUUGUUCGUAAUUCUCUUGUUAGUUUGUUUCACUUCGAUAUACCCGGUGAUGUGAUAUUUGCAUUUGUGAAGAUAUCCAAAGUAAUUCUGAACACUUUACUUAAAUACCAUGAAGAUGACGACAUAGGAAGGCAUGCCAUACAUUUCUGUAAUGCUCUAGUAUGUUCAGUACAGUUCGAUAUGAAACGUGAAGCAUCCAAAGUUGGCUUCGUACCAAUCAUUGUGAAAAUAAUCCAAAUGAGAUUGGAGGCAAAUAUGGUGAUUGUGAUGUCAUUGAAUCAUUUGUUAUUGUUUUGGAAUAAUUUGUAACAUAACAAGGGGCAU